Molecule: messenger RNA, 1232 nt
Organism: Lampris incognitus (smalleye Pacific opah)
Lineage: Eukaryota; Metazoa; Chordata; Actinopteri; Lampriformes; Lampridae
Gene: cldn8.1
Product: claudin 8.1
Exons: 1
Coding region: 25-789 (254 amino acids)
Biological process (GO): cell adhesion; bicellular tight junction assembly
Cellular component (GO): bicellular tight junction; plasma membrane
Molecular function (GO): structural molecule activity
Source: RefSeq, a predicted model, not a curated record
GAAGGCUGCGGGAAUAGGGUGAGGAUGGCCAACUCGGCGCUGGAGAUAGUGGGCCUGUUACUAACCCUCAUUGGGCUCAUUGGGGCGGCUGCGAGCACUGGGAUGCCGAUGUGGCGGGUGACAGCUUUCAUCGGGGAGAACAUCAUCGUGUUCGAGACCCGCUAUGAGGGCCUCUGGAUGAACUGCUUCAGGCAGGCCGACAUCAGGAUGCAGUGCAAGGUGUACGACUCGCUCCUGGCGCUAUCUCCUGAUCUGCAGGCGGCACGCGGGCUCAUGUGCUGCUCCCUGGCGCUGGGUGGACUGGGCCUUCUGAUCAGCUUGGUAGGCCUGCAGUGCACCUCCUGCAUCCAAAACAACGACCGGGCCAAACGCACGGUCCUCAUCAUCGCAGGAUGCAUGAUCAUCAUGUCUUGCAUCUGCGUCCUCAUCCCCGUGUCCUGGACCGGCCACGUCAUCAUCAGGGACUUUUACAACCCCUUGCUGAUCGACGCCCAGCGCAGGGAACUGGGUGAGGCUCUCUAUAUUGGCUGGGUGUCCUCCGCCUUCCUCUUCGCCGGUGGGUGCAUGUUCACCUGUUGCAACCUGCAGUCCGGAGACAAAGGAUCCGAGAGGUACAUGUACUCCAGGAACUCUCAGUACGUGGCCUACCCCCCACAGCAGCUGCUACCGCAGCAGCUGGUGCUGCCUCCCCAGCCUCAGCCCCAGCCGCUUCUGUCACGACACCCGUCCACCAACUACAGCUACUACUCCGGACACCCCUCGGUGCGCAGCGCCGUCGCCUAUCUUUAGGCAACGGUGAUCUCAGCCGGGGUCAAACUGUAGGCGAGCGAUUUCUCUCCUCUCGUCAGUGACGCGUUUCAACUAUCAAAAGAUGAAUUUCAAGCUUUGAAACAAAUCAAACGCCUGGGGAGAGGUUUCGGGAGUGGUUUAAAGUUUAAUGGGGAGAUUUGUUGUCAGUUCAUGAGAGACACAAUUGGGAGAUAUGUGGUAUUUUCAAUCACCACUCUUUUUACAUUUACAAGGACUUGCGUAAUAUUUUAUAACUGUUGUUGUAACACCGUCUUGUGGAGGUGCGCCAGCAGUCGAAACUUGAUGCCGGCACCUGAAAACAUGGCUUGCCGUGUGAAUCUAGGCCAGCACACACGCUCCACCUCACACACAGCCUGUAUGUCUUAUGCAUAAUUACAAUUAUUGUAUCGUUUAUUUUUCUAUUUGUCAAAUCACCCGUUAUG